AUGGGUCAAGAUGAGAUCUUCAAGAUUACUUACACGAGGAAAGAGAAGAACGCCGAUGGUACAGGCCGAUGGGUUGAGCCAAGGGCUGAGCGAACUUGGGACACCGCUCUAGAUCUAGUCAUACAGGAUCCCGUUCACGAGACUGCUUUAGAUCCUACUCCAUACCUCUCUCAGGAACUCGUCGACACACAAGUUCAUCCUUCGGCGCUACUGACCCGUCUCCCGAUGAGGAUGAUCAGGAGGGCAAUGUUGAGGUUGACCGGCUAUAAAGCUUACCUAUGGGGCUAUUACCAUACAGACUGCCUUCGGGGUUAUACAGAUGCACGCUUGCCUUCGGGGCUAUACAGAUACGCGUUUGCCUUGGGGGCUACAUGGAGUGCCUUCUGGGCUAAUCAUGCAUGUCUAAAUGCCUUGUUUAGACAGGUUGCCAGGAGAAUUGCACCAGUAGGACCUGCCGAAUGUCAGCCAGUGUGGUGGAGCAAAACAAAAAUGAACUUGAAUAGUCAAAGGACAAAGCACUGCUUUGCAGCAAGAUUAACCGCAUUAGAAGUGAAGGAAAUAGAGAAGAUACACGGCUUUGUUUCUGCACAGCCACAGAGGAUUUUGUCCUUGCACACUACUCAUAUUCCAAGCUUUCUUGGUUUGCAGCAGAACAUGGGUGUAUGGAAGGAUUCUAACUAUGGGAAAGGUGUGAUCAUCGGAGUUAUAGACAUUGGAAUUUUUCCCGACCAUCCUUCAUUUUGCUAUGUUGGGAUGCCUCCCCCGCCAGCUAAGUGGAAGGGAGUAUUAUGUGAGUCCAAUUUCACCACAAAGUGUAACACCAAACUCAUAGGAGCGACGACUUACCAACUUGCCAAUCGUUUCCUGAUAGAUGAUGAUGGACAUGGUACUCACACAACGGGCACAGUCGCUGGAGCCUUUGUGAAAGGUGCUAAUGUAUAUGGGAAUGCUUAUGGCUCUACAGUUGGUCUUGCCCCUCUUGCCCACAUAGCCAUAUAUAAUGUAUGUUCUGAUGAAGGUUGUAAAGAAAGUAAUAUUUUAGCUGCCAUGGAUGCAGCUAUAGAUGAUGGUGUAGAUAUUCUUUCGAUAUCUCUUAGUGGAAGCUUCAAUCUACCUUUCUAUGAUGACAUUAUUGCUCUUGGGGCGUACAGUGCAACGGAAAGAGGUAUUCUUGUAAGUUGCUCUGCCGGCAAUUAUGGUCCAUCUAGUAACUACGUAGAAAACACAGCCCCAUGGAUUCUUACAGUAGACGCUAGCACUGUUGAUAGAAAGCUAAAAGCUACAGUUAAGCUUGGAAAUGGAGAGAAAUUUGAAGGAGAAUCUGCUUAUCCAAAGAUUUCCAACUCAACAUUCUUCACUCUAUUUGAUGCUAGAAAAAAUGCAAGUGAUGAAUUUGAAACACCUUAUUGCAAACCAGGAUCACUCACUGACCCUGGUAUAAGAGGAAAGAUAGUAUUAUGUCUAGAACAUGGUGGCGUUCCCAGGGUUGAUCAAUGGUAA
Messenger RNA from Lycium ferocissimum, 1500 nucleotides. RefSeq names its product subtilisin-like protease 4. Lineage: Eukaryota; Viridiplantae; Streptophyta; Magnoliopsida; Solanales; Solanaceae. The transcript is spliced from 10 exons. The coding region runs from base 1 to 1500 and encodes 499 amino acids. Gene Ontology annotation, biological process: proteolysis. Gene Ontology annotation, molecular function: serine-type endopeptidase activity. The record is from RefSeq and is a predicted model, not a curated record.